Molecule: messenger RNA, 1055 nt
Organism: Myotis brandtii (Brandt's bat)
Lineage: Eukaryota; Metazoa; Chordata; Mammalia; Chiroptera; Vespertilionidae
Gene: PI15
Product: peptidase inhibitor 15
Exons: 6
Coding region: 146-922 (258 amino acids)
Cellular component (GO): extracellular region
Source: RefSeq, a predicted model, not a curated record
CUCUCAGAGUUUGUAGUAAGACACACUCCUCUUACAAGAGUUCAUACUACAACUUAGCAAAGACUUUACAUUUUUGGAAGAACAAAAUAUUCAUUUUGGCAUUGUGCAGAGCAAAAGGAACUCGGUGCCUCCCUCCAGCCUCAAAAUGACAGCAACCUCUGCCGUCAGCGGCGCACUCCUGUUCUCCCUUCUGUGUGAGGCAAGUGCUGUUGUCUUACUCAAUUCCACUGACUCAUCCUCGCCAACCAAUAAUUUCACUGAUAUUGAAGCCGCUCUGAAAGCUCAGCUCGAUUCUGCGGACAUCCCCAAAGCCAGGCGGAAGCGCUACAUUUCGCAAAAUGACAUGAUCGCCAUCCUUGACUAUCAUAACCAGGUCCGGGGCAAAGUGUUCCCACCGGCCGCCAACAUGGAAUACAUGGUUUGGGAUGAAAAUCUUGCAAAAUCUGCUGAGGCCUGGGCCGCCACCUGCAUUUGGGAACAUGGACCUUCUUACUUACUGAGAUUUUUGGGCCAAAAUCUCUCUGUGCGAACUGGAAGAUAUCGCUCUAUUCUCCAGUUGGUCAAGCCAUGGUACGAUGAAGUGAAAGACUAUGCUUUUCCGUAUCCCCAGGACUGCAACCCCAGAUGUCCAAUGAGAUGUUUUGGCCCCAUGUGUACACAUUAUACACAGAUGGUUUGGGCCACCUCCAAUCGGAUCGGAUGUGCAAUUCAUACUUGCCAAAACAUGAAUGUGUGGGGAACUGUGUGGCGCCGUGCAGUGUACCUGGUGUGCAACUAUGCCCCAAAGGGCAAUUGGAUUGGAGAAGCGCCAUAUAAAGUAGGGGUACCUUGUUCAGCUUGUCCUCCGAGUUACGGGGGAUCUUGUACUGAUAACCUUUGUUUUCCGGGAGUAACGUCAAACUACCUAUACUGGUUCAAAUAAGCUUAUCAGCUCUUCCAGGAAGUUGAAUGCUUUCUGGGAAUCAUAGGUCUAUAUAUAUAUUGAGUUUUGCACAUAUUAUACAUAUUUUAUAACAAUCUUGUUUUCCUUUUAUUAGUCCUUGUAUAAAUUAGUG